AUGAGAAAAUACGAGGGAAUCGAUGAAUUGGAUUAUGUUUUUGAAUCCCAUCGCAGUUUCAUCGGUGCGAUGGCUGUCAAUUUCGCCCACGCAGAGAAGAAGCUGAAAUUCGCUGUGAUCAAGAGGAGAUGGAGCGACGCGGAUAAUGACCAACUUGACGAAUCUGUUCGAGCCGAGUUCCGACGAGCUCAUGAAGAGAAUCAACGCUUUUCCCAGAAAAUUGCCCGUCUUCCGGCUGGUUCAGCAUGGAAAAACGACCGAAUGGAGCAGCUAAGGCGAUGGCAGACAAUCCCUGCACUCACCUAUACCACGUUCUCUCUUGAAGACGAUAUUAAACCCAUAAUGGAUUCAUUUUUCAAUGAAAUGGUACAGCUUGCUGUAGAUGAUAGCAGUGAUCGUUCUAUUGCAAAUAAACCCCCGGUACUCCACUGGACACCAGUACCUCUCGACAUGGAGGUACAGGUGCUUCUACGACUACAGUUCCCACUGGCUGCACCAGAUCAGUCUACUUUCGUGGAAAUGUGCCGAUCGAUAAAACCCUAUAUGAAUACGUCCUAUGAAUGGACAGAUGGAAUAUUACUUACUACGGAGCCGGUUCGUUUACAUGUGGAACGGACGUCUCAAAGUGAAAUCGAGUUAGCGGCUCGAGUAUGUGUGGAUGAGCUAGAAGAGGAGCAAGCCCAAGCUCCUACUAAACUUCUUUGGCCCUAUGUGGCAGUAGCACUGAAGAACAUGUUGAAUCAUCUGGAUGAGCAUCAAUUCCUUCAGUACUCAAUCGAAAUAAUACCAUACGGAACGUCUUUCUUCGAUCCACCACAUCCAGCUCGGGUAUUCGAUCUUGCACUGUUCAUGGGCACAGCUUGCGAAUAUGGUAAGGUGGCAUUCCGAGACCACGAUCAGAUUCACAAUGUCGACCUGAAGAAGUUGUUACCAGAUGGUCCGUUCAACAGUCUUUCCGAUCUCCUAAGUCUGGAACCACCACGACCAAAACGACCACAGCCGCCAAAUUGCCUCGCCGAGUCGGCUCUUUCAAAGAACGGCGAUAUCAGGCCGAAUACUGGUUUAUCUGUCUCACAUAAUCGAGGACGUCGAGUUUCUUUCGGCUCAAUCAAACUGAUGACCGAAAGCAAUGAGCCGGUAAAAGGAGUUGAUCAAUAUGUUGAUGAUAUGUUAAAACAGACGAUGGACGACCUCGUAUUGUAG
Haemonchus placei is the source of this 1203-nucleotide messenger RNA. Lineage: Eukaryota; Metazoa; Nematoda; Chromadorea; Rhabditida; Trichostrongylidae. The record is from the annotation of a GenBank genome assembly.